GCACCGCCAUCCGGUUCAUACGCUCAGCGGAACCCCUGCUUCGAGGCAUCGUAUACGAGCUCUGGAAUAUCUGAGAUACUCAACCCGUGGCAUACUAGCUCGUACUAUCUCGCUUCAUUCCGUCAAACUCUGGAACAACGUCGAUUUGCAUCUCCUGAAAUCUUGCUGAGUACUAUGGAAACAGCUGACCCUCCAAAAUGCCCCGUCAACGGGUGCACCAUUCCUGUCGACAUUUAUCUGAGGUCGAGUGACGGCGUCCUGGUCGGCGCGCACACGGGCAACCUCGAGAUAUUCAGCGAUGCGUUUCCUUCGACGUCGUUAUCCGCGCCGCCUUCCGAACCGGUCUCGCUGACCGAGACCGCCGUCGUGCUCCAGCUGCUCAUGCACUUCAUGCACAACGUCCGACAGCCGUCGCUCGAAGAAGAGCCUUUUGACGUCGUGCUUGGCUUCGCGGAGGCGGUCGAGAAGUAUGGCGUUCAUGCGGCAGAUCAGCUGUGCUGGUUUAACAUGCGAGACCACAUACCGGAAAACGCGCUCGAAGUACUCAAAUUCAGCGCGAAACACAAUCUCGAGGACCUCGUGCAGCUGGCUGCCCCUGAAACGAUAGGAUACAGCUUCAGCGAAGUGGUGCACGCCCUGUCGAGCGAGCCAGCGACGCUGGCGCGCUGGGCCGACUACUGCCAACACUGGGAUGGCGUCUUCCACAAUUGCCUAAUAGGACCACCGCUCGACCCAUGGUACUACGACCCCGAGGACGAGUACCACGGGUACUCUCAUGCAGGCGAGAUUGGGCAGCCAGCCAGUGGGGAGUGUGUGCUGUUCUAUCGCCUCCAGACCAGGUUCUGCCAAGCGAUGUUGCAUGAAGGGCGCGGCUCAUUGCUAGACGCCAAGACACACAUGGAUGAUAAUAGGGGGUUUGUAGAAGCCUGCGAUGCUUGCGAUAUCAUCAUAGAAAGGUGGCUCGAUAGGAUACAAAAAGAGGUCCAGCGUGCCAAGCAACAUAGAUUUUAGAUAGCUUCUGUAUUGCUCUUGUAUUCCGUCCAUGUAUCGAACUUUUGCGCUCUCUGAGGGUGAGG
Schizophyllum commune H4-8 is the source of this 1076-nucleotide messenger RNA. RefSeq lists its product as uncharacterized. The record is from RefSeq and is a predicted model, not a curated record. NCBI's taxonomy places the organism in Eukaryota, Fungi, Basidiomycota, Agaricomycetes, Agaricales, Schizophyllaceae. The transcript has 4 exons. The coding region runs from base 175 to 1011 and encodes 278 amino acids.